This is a messenger RNA of Oncorhynchus kisutch (coho salmon), 420 nucleotides long. RefSeq names its product C-type lectin domain family 12 member B-like. The transcript has 3 exons. Lineage: Eukaryota; Metazoa; Chordata; Actinopteri; Salmoniformes; Salmonidae. The record is from RefSeq and is a predicted model, not a curated record. The coding region runs from base 37 to 420 and encodes 127 amino acids.
UGGGGUAAUCAUUGAUAUUUGGUACGGUUAGUUAAGAUGGCCGACUACGUCAACAAACAGGUGAUUGAAUUAAAAGAAGUUAAUGAAGAAAACCGGAACGGAGCAACGAGGAGCGUGAAGACUGAGACUCAUCUCUCAGAUAACAGAGGCAAUGUGACUGUAGAGAAAGACCUGCUACAGACCAGUUACAACACCCUGACUAAAGAGAGAGACCAGCUACAGAAGGAAAGAGAUGAUGUCAUGACAAAGUUCUCAAAUCUGAAACAAACCUGUCCUGAAGGCUGGCAGAUUAAGUUGGAAUCCAGUUGGUACUUCCUGUCUACUGAGACUAAAACCUGGAAGGAGAGCAGACAGGACUGUCUGAAGAGAGGAGCAGACCUGGUGAUCAUAAACAGUGAUUUGGAACGAGUGAGUGAGUGA